Molecule: messenger RNA, 1605 nt
Organism: Penicillium canariense
Lineage: Eukaryota; Fungi; Ascomycota; Eurotiomycetes; Eurotiales; Aspergillaceae
Product: MDR family MFS transporter
Exons: 4
Coding region: 1-1605 (534 amino acids)
Biological process (GO): transmembrane transport
Molecular function (GO): transmembrane transporter activity
Source: RefSeq, a predicted model, not a curated record
AUGGAGAUUCCGUUAAAUCCUGUGACCAUGGAUGAGGCUGAUAAGCUGGUAUCAUCCGAGCCUCAAGAAAGUCAUGACAGAUAUUUACCUAUUCGAAAAUUGAUCCCUCUCGUGCUGGGCCUAUCUCUGAAUGUCUUUGCGACGUCACUGGACAAUACCAUCAUCACAACAGCUAUCCCAACGAUCGCAGACCAAUUUCAUUCCUUGGACGAUGUUGGCUGGUAUGGAAGUGUGUACUUUCUCACAACAUGCGCAGUAACCCUUAUUUUCGGCCGACUAUAUACCUUCUUCAAUGUGAAAUGGGUGUAUCUGUGUGCUUUGCUUGUCUUCGAGAUCGGGUCUUUUCUCUGUGGUAUAGCCCCUACAUCUACCGCCUUGAUCACUGGGAGAGCUAUUGCUGGCCUGGGUAGUGGAGGUCUCCUCACUGGUUCUCUGCUCAUCGCAGUAAAUACGGUCCCGCCGGAGACGCGGCCAUUACUUCUUGGAAUUGUCUCAUCCGUGUAUGGGGUCGCGAGCGUGGUUGGGCCAUUGCUGGGAGGUGUUUUUACAGAUCAUGUAACCUGGCGCUGGUGUUUUUACAUCAAUCUGCCCUUGGCCAUUCUGCCUACACUCAUCAUUCUAUUUAUGUUCAAGCCUCCCUCACCCAAACAGGGAAUACCAUUGAGCCAGAAGCUGUUGGAUUUGGAUCCAAUUGGAAAUAUCUUGUUUGUCGCUGCGGUCAUCUGCCUUCUUCUAGCAGUGCAAUGGGGUGGCGUCAAGUAUGCGUGGAAAAGCGCUUGGAUUAUUGCUCUCUUCGUGACGAGUGGUGUUCUUGGUAUAUCCUUUAUUGGACUCCAGUGGUGGCGCGGCGAUAGGGCAACGCUACCAGGUCGGAUUGUAAAAAAACGCGGAGUUUGGGGGUCCGCCUGGUUUAUGUUUUUCAUGGGAGGUUCCUACUACAGCCUUCAAUACUAUCUGCCGAUUUGGUUUCAGACAGUGAAAGAUCGAACGGCCGUCAUGUCUGGAGUCAUGACCCUGUCGAUGAUCCUGACAGUGACGGCCGCUUCAAUACUCUCUGGCGCUUUGGUUAUGAAGGUGGGCUAUUUUAACCCAUUUAUGAUUGUCGGCUGCAUUUUGGGCAUCACAGGCGCUGGACUGCUUACGACACUACACCCUGAUUCCGGGCACAGCAAAUGGAUUGGCUAUCAGGCCUUGCUGGGAAUCGGUGUUGGGCUCUGUAUCCAGUUGCCUUUUACAAUCGUGCAGACGGUCAACAAGGCAGAGGACAUACCCGUUGCAACAGCCUUUAUGACCUUCAUUCAGACGCUGGGUGCCACACUUGCUCUGGCAAUCUGCCAGAAUGUGCUACAGGUAUUUCUGCGUGCUAAUAUCAGCAAGCGGGUCCCCUCAGCCGAUGCGAGUAAGAUUCUUGCGGCUGGCCUCACAAACUUCCGAAAUUUUGUGGCCGCUCAGGACCUUCCAAACAUGGUCAGCGCUUACAACGAUGCAAUUAUGGAUAUAUUUUACGUUGCAGUUGCGUUCUCGGUGCUUGCGAUUGUCGGCGUACUUGUGCUGGAAUGGCGCUCGGUUCGGCAAAAGCAGUCUGACCACGUAAUUGGCGACUGA